GGAAAAAGUUGUAUUUAAACAGAAACACUCGCCAUGUGGUUUCUACAGACUUUAAAUGCGUUUCAGGUCGCUACUUUUGCGACAGUUUGAAUGAAUGACGAGACGGUUGUUAUUUCCCUGCUGGUUUUCUGGCGAUAACCGGAAAUAGAGCGGAAAAAGUUGUGAAUCCUUCAGGUUUGUUUCUCACAUUUUCAACGUUUUUCGCUUGAAUUUUUAAAAUGAGCGAAGCGGUAAUUGAAGAUGGCGAAUCAGGGGCUGAAUCUGCUGGAUGGACGCAGGGAAACCUCCAGAAGCUCAUUGCUUCUCUGAAGGACACCCUCCCAGAGAACGACAAAACGCAGAAUUAUAUCCGAGGGUUGAAAGCUGUAGACUGGGAUAAAGUUGCAUUCCCCCCAUUUUCUGCAGGUGAAUGCAAGGAGAAAUGGAACAGCUUCAUGGAGAAGAUGCGCAGAUUUCGCAGCCUUCCUGAGCUCCUUGAUGAAGCUGAAGAAUUGCUUUCAACCCCCUCCUGUAAAAAAAAUAUUCACCCAGACCUCCCAAAACCACCUUAUCCUCCGAAAGGGGCUUAUAUUCAGAAGAAUAUGUCCAAGUAUGCGAGGGAAAAUCCAGGGGUGAACGCAGCGUUAAUCACAAAGGCCCUUUCCGAGGAGUAUGAAAAACUCUCAGACGAAUAUAAAGCUGAAGAUGCAAAGAAGUACCUCAUUGCAUGUGAAGAAUACAACAGAAAGAUACGGAGCUUUUGCAAAGACAACAAUCUGCGUCUUCCUCCUUCUAAGAGGGCCAAAAAAAGGAAAAGGAUCGUCCUUGAAGGUGGAGGUAAAGGCUGCGGAAAAUACAAAGGUCUUCCUGAGAAACCACCUGGGCAUGGAUAUGCUCUGUUCCUCGUAGAACACUCUCAACCAGGCAAAGCAGGCGAGACUUCACAUGGAGCCAGUUUUGUUCGGGUUAUGAGUCAACGCUGGAAAGAAUUGAGUGAAAAUGAGAAACAGAAGUACAAUAAACGUUGUGCAGAGAUGAAGAGAAAAUACGAAGCCAAGCUGAUGAAAUAUCUGGAUAAGUUAAAUGAGGAGGAGAAGAAGAAGAUUAUCGAGGAAAAAGGGAUAAAAAUCCCGAAGAAUAUACCGGACCAAUACGUGAUACAACCGGGUGAGCCGAAGAUGCCCUCCCAAUCUGGGUUUCUAUAUUUUCGCUCAGAUAUGUUGAAACAUGCCGGGAAAUCUAUGCCAAGAAAAGAGUGCAUGGAAAUGGCCCAGAAAGAAUGGCACGAGCUCUCAGACAUGAAGAAGACUCGAUAUGCUGAAAUAAUUCAGGAAAAUAUGAAAAAAUACACAGAAGAGCUGCAAGCGUGGUUCCAGACGCUGACUCAAAAGGAUCAGAGGGUUUACUUGAAGAAAAAACCCAAUAAGGCUAUUUUUCUCCAGAAAUAUAUAGACGAGUCUCCUAACCUCGCUUCAGACUCAGAGGAAGAGAAGACGAGUAGAAAAAAAAAAGGAAGAAGAAAGAAGAGGAAAUUAUGAGGAGCAAGGUUGACAGCAAAACUAGAAAGGAUGGAAACACGUUCGAGGCGAAUUGUUGAUCACAAAUCCAGAUGGAGGAUUCUCAAACAACUGGUUUCUACGAUGGAAGAAACGCCACCCAGGAGUGCUGAGAGGUGGUGCUGUUAACUUUCUGCAGGGUGGAAGAUGCAGAGCUGAAGUUCAUGCACCUAAAAAAAAAAUCCAAAUAAUGCCACACAGAAAUCUUUGGCUUGGACUUUGCUUAUAAUGUUUCCAACUACUGGAUAUAAGAAUGCUUACAUAUUUUCAUGUCAUUCAUAAGGAAUUUUUUUUUUUUAAUUUAAAUUGUAUAAAGUUAGAGAAGUAGCUUUAAUGAAGCCAAAUUUUUUUCUGUUUAGGUGUUCAAAUGUUACAGAUUUGUUUGUUGCUGCUUUAUGAUCCAGCAAAUAUGUGCCAAUAAAAUAAAAUAUUUAUGUUGCUUUUUUA
Messenger RNA from Poeciliopsis prolifica (blackstripe livebearer), 1982 nucleotides. Its product is annotated as nucleolar transcription factor 1-like. The coding region runs from base 219 to 1517 and encodes 432 amino acids. NCBI's taxonomy places the organism in Eukaryota, Metazoa, Chordata, Actinopteri, Cyprinodontiformes, Poeciliidae. The transcript has 16 exons. The record is from RefSeq and is a predicted model, not a curated record.